AUGCCUGUACUCAGGAGGUCCUGUGUCCGAACCUCGGUAGAUGACGUCACUCUACAGUGUAAAAAUGUACUUUAUCCUAACUGCCCCUCAACUACGUGGGUCUAUAAUAACAGGUCAAACAGAGCUACUGAUGAACUGGUCGCUCAUGGGAAGAUCAGAGACCCACAGAAACACAGGAGACUAGUGAGAAAGUCGCAGUCCGAUGGCACCGUGACCCUCCAGUGUCUCCUGUACACCUUUCAUGGUCCUGGACGGUGUGAUUAUCCCCCAUUUCAUACUGUGACUCUGUGGUGGGUUAGUGAUACAGACCCCCCGGGGCAGAUAGAUCCCAGCUCCCAGACACACACAGACCCCCCAGGGCAGAUAGAUCCCAGCUCCCAGACACACACAGACCCCCCAGGGCAGAUAGAUCCCAGCUCCCAGACACACACAGACGCCCCGGGGCAGAUAGAUCCCUGCUCCCAGAUACACACAGACUCCCCGGGGCAGAUAGAUCCCUGCUCCCAGACACACAGACCACCCGGGGCAGAUAGAUCCCAGCUCCCAGACACACACACAGACCCCCUGGGGCAGAUAGAUCCCUGCUCUCAGAAACACACAGACGCCCUGGGGCAGAUAGAUCCUAUCUCCCAGACACAUACAGACCCCCCGGGGCAGAUAGAUCCCAGCUCCCAGACACACACAGACCCCCCGGGGCAGAUACAUCCCACCUCCCAGACACACACAGACACCCCAGGGCAAAUAGAUCCCAGCUCCCAGACACACACAGAUGCCCCGGGGCAGAUAGAUCCCAGCUCCCAGACACACAAAGACCCCCGAGGGCAGAUAGAUCCCUGCUCCCAGACACAUACAGACCCCCCGGGGCAGAUAGAUCCCUGCUCCCAGACACACACAGAUGCCCCGGGGCAGAUAGAUCCCAGCUCCCAGACACACACAGACGCCCCAGGGCAGAUAGAUCCUAGCUCCCAGACACACACACAUCCCCCGGGGCAGAUCGAUCCCUGCUCCCAGACACACACAGACCCCCCAGGGGAGAUCGAUCCCUGCUCCCAGACACACACAGACCCCCCGGGAUGGUUCUUCACCUCCCCGCAUGUCAGAGAAUGA
This is a messenger RNA of Brienomyrus brachyistius, 1107 nucleotides long. RefSeq names its product putative proline-rich protein 21. Lineage: Eukaryota; Metazoa; Chordata; Actinopteri; Osteoglossiformes; Mormyridae. Bases 1 to 1107 code for a protein of 368 amino acids. The record is from RefSeq and is a predicted model, not a curated record. The transcript has 4 exons.